Folsomia candida is the source of this 910-nucleotide messenger RNA. RefSeq lists its product as uncharacterized. The record is from RefSeq and is a predicted model, not a curated record. The transcript has 3 exons. Lineage: Eukaryota; Metazoa; Arthropoda; Collembola; Entomobryomorpha; Isotomidae. The coding region runs from base 72 to 791 and encodes 239 amino acids.
CGGAUUGAAAGCAUCACUUGUCGACCAGAGCAAGAGUCAGAGAUAUCCCGAUAAACUAAAAUCAACCAAAAAUGAAACUAUUUGGAAUUAUUGUACUUCUGGCUGCGGCCUCUUCUGCAGCAAUCCUUAAGGACACUCGAGAAACUGGACCGCCUUGUCCGAUCCCUGAUCCACUCAAUUCGCCUGCCAAACCGAUCAAUGCCACACUCGAUCCCUUGUUCCGAAUUGAUAUGGGCAGUUCUCGCGGUGACCUACUUGCCACCGGAUUGUCUGGGCUCUCGUACGAGUACACCAUAAUUCUGAUUACUUUGACCUUGGACUUUCACCUCACUUUACCCUCAGUUCAUCUAUCGGGCGAAUAUGACGCGACCGGGUACUUGGACGCACGCCCAUUUUCACAAGCUUGCGUUCCAUCCGGAAACUAUUCAGGAAAUGGAUCCGCAUUUUUGGACGCUUCACAAGUAGAACUUGACAUCCGCGUCGUCCUUUUCGCCAACCUCAUCACGAACAAGCUUUCCAUUCGAACCUUGACCAUUAACACGUUGUCGUUUGGGGGUGACGUGUCAAUGUCGUUUGGUCCAAAUUGGCUCAUUGGUGGAUCGCCGGUCGAAUGGGAGUCUUGGUCGGCAGGACUCAAGGCUUGUUUCGAUGCAGAGUUUGCUGCUAACAAGGCCGCAAUAACGGAGAAGAUUAGGCUGGCUGGGAACGGAUGGAUUGGGCAAUACACGAUCGAUGAACUGCUUGAAUUAAUUGGUGGUGGGGGUGGCCCGUGUCCAACACCAAGUUAUUAAUUGAUAGAUUUGGCAAUCGUGACGAAAUAAAUUAUAAUGCAACAAUUUACAUAGCUGUUCCAUUCUUGAUUCGAAAUAAACGCUAAUAAUUUUAACAGUGUGUGAAUUUAUGCUACAAA